GUUCCUACCACUGGCCCAACAUGGGUCUCCACUUUGUGGUGAGGAGGCCAGUGACCGUUGAGAUUGAAUUCUGUGCCUGGAGACAGUUCCUGGACCAGAUUGUCCCACAGCACAGCUGGAUGGUGGCAGGGCCUCUGUUUGACAUCAAGGCCGAACAAGGAGCUGUGGCUGCUGUGUACCUCCCUCACUUUAUAGAUCUCCAAGGAAAAAAUGUGGACAAAUCCUGGUUCCAAGUGGCACACAUGAAAGAAGAGGGGAUAGUCCUGGAGAAGCCAGCCAGGGUGGAGCCACACUAUGCAGUCCUGGAGAACCCCAGCUUCUCCCCCAUCGGAGUUCUACUGAGAAUUGUCCACGCUGUCCUGCCCAUUCCCAUCACCUCCAAUGUACUGCUCUACCAUCACCUCCAGCAUGAGGAAGUGACCUUCCACCUCUACCUGAUUCCCAAUGACUGCUCCAUUCGCAAGGCCAUAGAUGAUAAGGAAAAAAAGUUCCAAUUUGUGCGACUACACAAGCCGCCUCCCCUGAGCUCGCUCUAUGUGGGCUCCCAAUACACCGUGUCUGCUUCACAGGAGAUGGAAAUAAUCCCUCAGGAACUGGAGCUCUGCUAUGGGAGCCCUGGGGAAGCCCAGCUCUUCUCUGAGUUCUACGUUGGCCAUUUGAGAUUAGAGAUCAUGCUGUCCAUGAGAGACAAGAAAGAUGGGACUUUGGUAUGGAAGGCUGUGGUGAAACCAGAUGCUCCAGUUUUGCCGCACUUUGUGGACCGGCAUCAGGAAGAGCUGGUGGCCUGA
Molecule: messenger RNA, 788 nt
Organism: Phyllostomus discolor (pale spear-nosed bat)
Lineage: Eukaryota; Metazoa; Chordata; Mammalia; Chiroptera; Phyllostomidae
Product: NACHT, LRR and PYD domains-containing protein 1a-like
Exons: 5
Coding region: 21-788 (255 amino acids)
Cellular component (GO): canonical inflammasome complex
Source: RefSeq, a predicted model, not a curated record